GACGCGUAAGGUUUGCUACAAAUACUAGACGGAACACAAAAUGCAAUUUUUUGUUUAAAAGUAAUAAAUAUUAAGUGAACAAAUUUGUGGAGCAUUGCAUAACAAAUCUUGAGGAAAAAAUGAGUCGCUGGCUUUGGUUGGGGUAUUUCCUGCUGCUGCCCUUGGCAAAUACGACACCGCCAGUUAGCUUUGAGGCAAAUCCGGACACGAAACGCCUUUAUGAUGAUUUAUUGAGUAAUUAUAAUCGCUUGAUACGGCCCGUUGUGAACAAUACGGAGACCCUCACAGUUUGGCUGGGCCUGAAGCUGUCCCAGCUGAUUGAGGUCAAUCUAAAGAAUCAGGUGAUGACCACCAAUUUGUGGGUCAAGCAGCGCUGGUUUGACUAUAAGCUGCGCUGGGAUCCGGAGGAGUACGGCGGCGUGGAGCAGUUGUAUGUGCCCUCCGAGCACAUUUGGGUGCCCGACAUUGUGCUCUACAAUAACUGGGAUGGUAACUAUGAGGUCACACUCAUGACAAAGGCCACUCUGAAAUAUACGGGGGAGGUGUUUUGGGAGCCACCAGCGAUUUACAAGUCAUCCUGUGAAAUGAACGUCGAAUAUUUUCCAUACGAUGAACAAAUUUGUUUCAUGAAAUUCGGCUCAUGGACCUAUAAUGGCGCCCAAGUGGAUCUAAAACAUUUGGAUCAGGUGCCUGGCAGCAAUCUUGUGCAGGUGGGCAUCGAUUUAAGUGAAUUCUAUUUGUCUGUCGAGUGGGAUGUACUCGAAGUGCCGGCUACUAAAAACGAGGAAUACUAUCCGGACACAUUGGAGCCAUUUUCAGAUAUUACCUUCAAGUUGACCAUGCGGCGUAAAACGUUGUUUUAUACGGUGAAUUUGAUUGUGCCCUGCGUGGCAUUAACGUUUCUCACCGUUUUGGUCUUUUAUCUGCCCAGCGAUUCGGGCGAGAAGGUUACGUUAUGUAUUUCAAUACUCGUGUCUUUGACUGUGUUCUUCUUGCUAUUGGCCGAAAUAAUACCGCCCACAUCGUUGGCGGUGCCCCUGCUGGGCAAGUACCUACUCUUUACCAUGAUACUCGUCUCUCUGUCCGUUUGGACAACGGUCUGCGUGCUCAACAUACACUUCAGGUCCCCAUCGACCCACAAUAUGUCGCCGCUAGUUCGCAAAUUGUUCCUGCACUUCAUGCCCAAGCUGAUGAUGAUGCGACGCACUCAGUACACUCUGCCCGACUACGACGAUUCGACGCCCAGCAAUGGCUAUACCAACGAGAUCGAUGUACGCGACAGCAUCAGCGACUUUCCCAGCGAGUUUAAAGACAGCCAGGACGGCGCUUACGAUAAUGGCAUGCAGCACUCAGUGGACUUGACAGAUUCUGACAAUGUGAUACCGCGCAACUUAACACCCGAAGUGCUGCAGGCAUUGCGUGCGGUCAGAUUUAUUGCGCAGCAUAUCAAGGAUGCCGACAAGGAUAACGAGAUUGUCGAAGAUUGGAAAUUUGUGUCCAUGGUCCUGGAUCGCUUCUUCCUCUGGUUGUUUACGCUGUCGUGUGUGUUCGGUACUUGCGCCAUCAUCUGCCAGUCGCCCUCACUUUAUGACACCCGCUCACCCGUCGACAGGCUGUACAGUGAGAUUCCAUUGCGUAAAAGCAAUUUCAUGCUGCCGCCGGACAUUGUCAGGCAGGUAGUUAAUUAGAUGCGGAAAGGUCUUCAAGAGAAAAGAGACCUCGAAAAAGUUAACAAUUA
This is a messenger RNA of Drosophila montana, 1738 nucleotides long. It is a transcript of the gene nAChRbeta2, whose product is annotated as nicotinic acetylcholine receptor beta2. Gene Ontology annotation, cellular component: plasma membrane; neuron projection; synapse. Gene Ontology annotation, molecular function: acetylcholine-gated monoatomic cation-selective channel activity; transmembrane signaling receptor activity. Gene Ontology annotation, biological process: monoatomic ion transmembrane transport; chemical synaptic transmission; nervous system process. The record is from RefSeq and is a predicted model, not a curated record. The coding region runs from base 120 to 1688 and encodes 522 amino acids. The transcript is spliced from 11 exons. Lineage: Eukaryota; Metazoa; Arthropoda; Insecta; Diptera; Drosophilidae.